CGACACUGCGUAUGAAACAGCCUGCGAAACGUCCAGCUAACAAGCUAGAAACAUGUCUAUGUCCCACCUGUAUGGGAAAAGGGACGAGGAGGAGGAGGAUGGCGUGGAGAUUGAGAAGUUUGAGGUGACGGAGUGGGACUUGGCGAACGAGUUCAACCCCGAGCGCCGCCGCCACAGGCAGACUAAAGAGGAGGCCACCUACGGCAUCUGGGCAGACCGCGACUCGGAUGAGGAGAGGCCCAGCUUUGGAGCCGGGAAAAGGACUAAGGACUACUCUGCGCCGGUGAGCUUUGUGAGUGCUGGUCUGCGGAAGACUGCUGCGGAAGAGAAGCAAGAGAGGGCUUCAGAUGACUCUGAUGGGGACGGAGAGCCGGCUCCCCAGCCCACCCGUGCCCCUGCGCCCAAGAAGACACUACAGACUGGUGGCAACUUCAAGAGCCACCAGAGGUCAUUUGCUGCAGGUGUGAGGCCCGGCCAGGACAACCUCGGCAACUGGGAGAAGCACACACGAGGCAUCGGGCAGAAACUGCUGCAGAAGAUGGGUUAUCAGCCAGGCAAAGGCCUGGGAAAGAACGCUCAAGGUAUUGUGAAUCCUAUCGAGGCCAAGGUGAGAAAGGGCAAAGGAGCAGUGGGGGCCUACGGUAACGAGAGGACCAAGCAGUCGCUACAGGACUUCCCCGUAGUCGACUCGGAGGAGGAGGAAGAGAAGGAGUUCCAGAAGGAGCUUGGCCAAUGGCGUAGAGAGCCGGGCGCCGGCAAGAAGAAGCCCAAGUACUCCUACAGGACGGUGGACGAGCUGAAGGCUCAUGGGAAACUGUCCAACAAGAGCAUGGUCACUCCUGCUGGAGAACUGGCCAAGGUCAAGGUGAUAGACAUGACGGGUAGGGAGCAGCGUGUGUACUACAGCUACACCCAGAUGUCCCAUAAGCACAGUGUUCCCGAGGAGCCCACUCUGAGCGAGGUGGUGCGGGAGCAGAAGCCGGCUGGUUUCGCCCUGCCCGAGCUGGAGCACAACCUUAAGCUGCUCAUAGAGCUCACAGAACAUGACAUUUUACAGAGUGCUCGUCAGCUGCAGCAUGAGCGCGACACAGUAGUGACCCUGACACACGAGAGCGCCGCCCUAGAGGAGAGACUGAAGGAGGAGGAUGAGGCCCUGACUCGGCUGGAGCAGGUGCUGGAGCUGGUGGAGCGGUUCGAGGCCUCAAGUGGGGGCAUGGGCGAUGGUGAGCCCCCUGUCUCGCUGCAGGAGUGUGCGCAGGUCUUUGAGAAGCUCCAGAGUGGUUUCUACCAGGAGUACAAGACUCUGGGACUCUCUGACCUGGCAGUGUCUGUGGUGCACCCGCUGCUAAAGAACAAACUCAGCCACUGGAACCCCCUCGACGACUUUGCGUAUGGUCUGGAGGAAGUGGGCCAGUGGAGAGCCAUACUGGAGUCAGACCAGAUGCAUCACGGAGCUCCUGACGCUGCCAACAUGGACCCCUACCACAGGCUGCUGUGGGAGGUUUGGGUGCCGGUGAUCAGGAGCACGGUAGCCCAGUGGCAGCCCAGGACCGUGGGCCCCAUGGUGGACUGCAUCGAGUGCUGGGCCCCCAUACUGCCCCUCUGGAUACUCGACUACCUGCUGGAACAACUCAUCUUCCCCCGGCUACAGAAGGAGGUGGAGAACUGGAACCCUCUGACGGACACGGUGCCCAUCCACGCGUGGCUGCACCCCUGGCUGCCCCUAUUGCAGGGCCGCCUGGAGCCGCUGUACCCGCCCAUCCGCAGCAAGCUGGCCAACGCCCUGCAGCGCUGGCACCCGAGCGACGCCUCCGCCCGCCUCAUCCUCCAGCCCUGGAAGGAGGUGUUCACGCCAGGCGCAUGGGAGGCAUUCAUGGUCAGGAACAUCCUGCCCAAGCUGGAGUUGUGUCUGUCGGAGUUGGUAGUGAAUCCCCAUCAGCAGCAUAUGGAGCCGUUUAACUGGGUGAUGGACUGGGAAGGCAUGCUCUCCCCAUCCAGUAUGGCGGCCCUGCUAGACAAGAACUUCUUCCGCAAGUGGCUGCAGGUGCUGUGCUCGUGGUUGAGUAACAGUCCUAACUAUGAGGAGAUUACCAAGUGGUACCUGGGCUGGAAGGCCAUGCUGUCAGACACGCUACUCGCACAGCCACUGGUCAAGGAGAAGUUCAAUGAGGCGCUGGACAUCAUGAACAGAGCUGUGUCAUCUGGCGUUGGUGACUACAUGCAGCCAGGUGCGCGCGAGAACAUCGCCUACCUGACGCACACGGAGCGCCGGCGUGACUUCCAGUACCGGGCGCCGCAGGAGCGUCAGGAGGCGGAGAGUGUGGCACAGAGGGGCAUCGGGGCCAUGGGGGUGGCGGGCACGGGCGCGGGGGGCGCCUCGGGGAGCACGGGCGUAGGAUCAGUGCCCACCAACCUGAAGGACCUGGUGCAGGCUAAGGCGGCAGAGAAGGGCAUCGUGUUCAUGCCUGUGGUGGGCCGGCGGCACGAGGGAAAGCAGCUCUACACCUUCGGCCGCAUCACCAUCUACAUCGACCGCGGGGUCGUGUUCGUGCAGGGGGAGAGGACAUGGGUGCCCACGUCACUGCAGAGCCUCAUAGACAUGGCCAAGUAGACUGGACUGGACAGUAUUACACCUCAACCCUUAGUGUGUGUGUGGUGUUCGUGCAGGGGCAGAGGACCUGGUACAUGUCAGCCCAGAGCCUCAUAGACAUGCCGAAAUGGACUGGACUGGACAACUUAACCGUGUGUCUGUGUAUGUAUGUUUGGAUCUCUGUGCCCACCUCCUUGCAGAGUCUUAUUUUGAUAUGGCCAAGUAGGCUGGAGAUUCGUUCUGUCUGUCUGUGUGUUUUCGGGUAAGAUCACGGUGUAGUUUUGUAUUCAUUUUUAUGGAUCCACCCUCAAGAACCAUAACAAGGUUUUCUAAUAAAAUGGCUAUUUGAUAUUAAA
This is a messenger RNA of Engraulis encrasicolus (European anchovy), 2946 nucleotides long. It is a transcript of the gene tfip11, whose product is annotated as tuftelin interacting protein 11. The transcript is spliced from 15 exons. The coding region runs from base 53 to 2611 and encodes 852 amino acids. Gene Ontology annotation, molecular function: nucleic acid binding. The record is from RefSeq and is a predicted model, not a curated record. Gene Ontology annotation, biological process: spliceosomal complex disassembly. Lineage: Eukaryota; Metazoa; Chordata; Actinopteri; Clupeiformes; Engraulidae. Gene Ontology annotation, cellular component: U2-type post-mRNA release spliceosomal complex.